AACAACCAACCAUUGCGUCGAGUCGAGGUCUUGAUUCGUCUCAAGCUUCUCCCAGAGAGAUCCUCGGAAAUUCUGCAGAACAGCAACCGCCUGAAUAAACCCCAGACUAAUCACAGAUCUUUCUUCCUUUCUUCCUUUCUUCUUUCUUUCAUUUCCUUCUUCCCUCCCAUUAAGAUGGAUGUCUACUAAUUUCAAGUUGCUAUACGUUCCUUUUCAUCUACUUUCAUCAUGUUCUUCGUGCUCUUUCUUCUGCUCUCGUCUUGCUCGGCUGGCCCGAUCAUUCAUUUCGCUUCUGUCCUCCCCAAAGAGACCUCUGCGCCUUUCCCAGUCACUUCGCUCGCUUCCUCGCAUCUUCGCAUGGUUCGAGAUGGAAUCCUGAGUGUUAUUCCGGUGGCACAGUCUGCCGUACCUUCGAAGAUUAUAUCCACGUCUGCUGACGCUCCUACGUAUACCUUCCCGGCAACUAUCACCACUACUACAAGCAAGACUACGAUCCCUCACACGCCUAGUGAGGACUCAUACACGUUAUCAUCGUCCCAAGCAUGGGGAGGAAGCCGCACAUUGACAGAUGGUGUUGUCGAGACCCUCCCAAGUGCAGAGUCUGCUACGACCACAACAACUACCAGACCAGGCAGUGUCUCCUCUACAUUAACUCCUUCAACUUCAACCCCUUAUGUUUCUUCGUCUUUUCAGACGUUGACGGGAAGCACAACGUUGACAGGGGGAGUUGUUGAGACCCUCCUACCUGCAGAUUCUCUCACAGCGACCUCAACCACAACCACAACCACUGCCUCAUCUACACUAACUCCUCCUUCAACUUCAACCCCACUUGCUUCCUCCUCUUCUCAAGCCGCAGCAGCAGGCAGCACUGCAUUAACCGCGGGAGUUGUUGAGACCCUCCCAACCACUGGGUUGACAACGUCCACCACCACGGCUGCUAGUCCAACCCUGAGCAGCAGCUCGACUAAGACAUCUAUACACACCAGUUCAAGUCCAACUCCGCUUAUCAACCCAGUGACAAGCCUAAUCACAUCUCCUUCGGCCGCGAGUCCCCGCGUCAGUGAAGAAACCACCACGAGCACGAGUACUUCUGUGCAAACAUUACAGCCUUCCAGCAGCACACAGACGUUGACAACUGUAGAGAGUGCUGUCCCUGUUCAAACCCCGGUCAUUGUCCUAAUUACACUGGGUUCAGACCAUCCUACCACAGAAACUUUUAUUCCUAGUGCAGGAUUUGGAUCCUCUUCAAGCUCGACCUCUUCGUCUACAUCUACAUCUGCCUUGACCACCUCCUCUUCCACUACCACUGCUACUGCUAUCCCGACUUCCCAGGAAACCCUCACUACAACCACUAUCCCAACCGUCCACAUCACCAAAACAAAAACCGUCGUCGUCUCGCUGACCGCAACAACAACAACAACAACAACAACAACAACAACAACAACAACAACAGCCCCGGAAAUCGUGACCGCCACCAGCGCCAACACCAACAACCACAACCACAACCACAACCACGACAGUAGCAACGACAACACCGAUGACAGUAUUAGUAGAGGUGGAAGUGCCCUAUCGCUUAAGCCCCUCACACCGGCUGGAUUUGUGACAGUGACAGUGACGCAAACCGUCACUGAGACUGUUACGGGUGGUCCGAAAGAGACAGUCACACUCUAUGGUUGAGGGGGUUUCCUUCCAGUACUUACUUACUUAUUAGUCUAUAUGUUUGGGUUUUGGGUUCCUGUUUUCUCUUGCUGCGAUAUAAGUAAUUUGGUUCUUUUUAUAGAUAGAUAGUUAAGAACACAUAGAUGGUUAAUAAUCACUACUUAACUAACUAACUA
Molecule: messenger RNA, 1835 nt
Organism: Aspergillus ochraceoroseus IBT 24754
Lineage: Eukaryota; Fungi; Ascomycota; Eurotiomycetes; Eurotiales; Aspergillaceae
Exons: 1
Coding region: 229-1677 (482 amino acids)
Source: RefSeq, a predicted model, not a curated record